Molecule: messenger RNA, 633 nt
Organism: Trichoderma asperellum CBS 433.97
Lineage: Eukaryota; Fungi; Ascomycota; Sordariomycetes; Hypocreales; Hypocreaceae
Source: RefSeq, a predicted model, not a curated record
CGUCGUCAUUCCCCACGGCUGGCUGGGGCAGGCAGCACUAAUACUGCUGCUACGGUAUUAGCCGUCUGCAAAAGCUUCGCUUCUAUAUGUAAGUGCAUAGGGGCUUGUGCCUCAUGCGGCCGCCCCUUGCUGCAGAAAUCUCUGGGUAUCUUAUUCGAUGGAGGGGCACAGCGUACAAAGCAGGGCAUAUGCUAGCACGUAUUUUGAGAAUACGGUGUACCAAGUGCUGGUCUCUGAUGUACGGCGCUUGCAUGUUGAAGCGCCAUUGCCGAAAACACGAAUGUCGUCCAAUGUAAGUCCAAGCACAUGUAUGCAGUGUAGAGUAGGUGCUAGGAGCUUUUUUGAUGCCGUAAAUCCUGCACGACAAAAUGCCCAUUUAAUUGGAAAAAUCAGGCACCACUUGAGCCCCACCGUAGCAGUUGGUACAGUAUUUACAGCUCCGUUUUCUUGUUGGAGAUUGCUGAUGAAAUGCUGCGUGCCGUGCAGUAGAGUGCAUGUGGCUAGGUGAGGGCGUAUCGCCGCCCCGUCCAGUCAUGUACACAGAUGAUACGGUAUGAUGUGAUGCCAGCAAAACGUGGCUGGGCCAUUGCAUGCCUUGUCUGCGACCUCACCUACAGCACGCUGCAUAUAAUU